This is a messenger RNA of Aspergillus alliaceus, 1260 nucleotides long. Its product is annotated as U2 snRNP complex subunit CUS2. Lineage: Eukaryota; Fungi; Ascomycota; Eurotiomycetes; Eurotiales; Aspergillaceae. Gene Ontology annotation, biological process: mRNA splicing, via spliceosome. The coding region runs from base 1 to 1260 and encodes 419 amino acids. The record is from RefSeq and is a predicted model, not a curated record. Gene Ontology annotation, cellular component: U2-type spliceosomal complex; U2 snRNP. Gene Ontology annotation, molecular function: RNA binding. The transcript is spliced from 6 exons.
AUGGCUUCACCCAGCCCCGACGGCCCGUCGUCGAGCAACUUCCCUCAGGAUCCUUCCGAAUUCGACAGCGACCCGCGCAUUUCCUUCUCGAAACUGGACGACAAAUUCAUUUUGGAAACAGAUGAUGGCCAGGAGUUUGAAUACGAUACGGCCCUGAAGCGAUGGAUCCCGACGCUAUUGCUGCAAGGAUUUUGGAUGGUUCGUGAAACUGAUCUUGUGGUGGGCGCGGCUUUUGCGCGCCCGUGGGUGUUUCUCCAGGUAGAUGAAGAAUUGCUCCGAAAACAGCAAGAAGCCUACAAAGUCCAGGGCGUAGAUGACAGUGACGAAGUCACGGCAUCGCAAUUAAAGAAGAAGCGCAAACAGCAAGCGACUAAAGAUGAGGGAAACGGUCAAAAGUCGAAGAAACCUCGAGUGAACACGGCGGUUUACGUCACGUCCAUUCCUCUUGAUGCCGACUUUGAGGAGAUUCAAUAUGUUUUUUCCAAAUGCGGUGUCAUCGCCGAGGAAAUCGACAGCGGUCGCCCACGGAUCAAAAUGUACACAGAUGAUGAUGGAAAGUUCAAGGGUGAAGCUUUGGUCGUGUUUUUUCGCCCUGAGUCUGUCAAUCUCGCAAUACAAAUGUUAGAUGACUCCGAUUUCAGGCUAGGAGUAACAGGACCACAGGGGCCAAUGCGGGUUCAAAUUGCGGAUUUCUCUUACAAGAGCCAACAAGAAGCGCCAACCAAGACCAGCGCGAAAGAUAAGAGAAAGAUCAUUCAAAGGACCCAGCGAUUGAAUAACAAACUUGCCGAUUGGGAUGAUGACGACCCGUCUGCCUUGCCAGAAACCAACUCUAAGUUUGAAAAAGUGGUCAUCCUGAAGCAUAUGUUUACCCUACAAGAACUUGACGAGGAUCCGGCAGCGAUUCUCGACAUCAAGGAUGACAUUCGUGAAGAGUGCUCUAAACUAGGAGAGGUGACGAAUGUCGUUCUUUACGAUAAGGAACCCGAUGGAGUGGUUAGUGUUCGUUUUCAGGACCCAGAAGCUGCUAGGAACUGUGUGAAGCUCAUGGAUGGCCGUUACUUCGGUGGUACACGCGUUGAGGCUUACAUCUCGGAUGGUGGCGAGAGAUUCAAGAAGACCAACGAGAAACGAGCGGCUCUGGAGGACUUGGCCGAGAGAGGAUUUGAUGCCGACGAGGAUGAGGAAGAGAGACAGCGAUUGGAUGAAUUUGGCACCUGGUUAGAGAGCUCUCAUACUGUGGAGAACACUGCCAAGUGA